AUGGUCAAGAUCUCCGCCCUCGCCCUCGGGCUCCUCACCCUUGCCAGCGAAGUCUGCGCUCAAAAGACAGUCAAGGUCAUGCCCUUUGGUGCUUCCAUCGUCUCGCGAUGCUGGCGCGCCAACCUCCAAACCAAGCUUAGGGAUGCAGGUGUGACGAACUUUGACUUUGUCGGUGGCCAAAAGAGCACCUGCAGUGGGACCAACAUCGACCAGGAUCACGAAGGUCACCCCGGAUUCCAAGCCGCCGACAUUGUCAAGAACAGUCAACUGCCUGGCUGGCUCGACAAGAACCCCCCGGAUGUCGUUCUCAUGCUCCUCGGCACCAACGAUGUCCUCAUCGGCAAGAGGCCUAUCAACGACAUCAUCGCUUCGUACGACAUUCUUAUCGCACAAAUGCGGAAGAAGAAUCCCAACAUGCAGAUCGUCGUCUCUAACCUCCUUCCAUUGGACCCCGCGCGCUUCAAUGCCCAGGCCGUUCAAGGCAUCAAAGACCUCAACGCUUACAUGGCUACGCACAUGCCUAAGAAGAGCAAUGUGAAGAGCCCGGUCUACUUCGUUGACAACUUUGCCGACUUCGACGCAGUCAAGGACACAGAUGAUGGUGAACACCCCAACUUGCAGACGGGUGUACAGAAGAUGGCGAACAAGUUCUUCGACGCCACCAGGACAGCAAUCAAGGGAGCUGCUGCGGUCAAGGCAAAGAGGCAGAGCAUAGUUGAGAGGAGACUACUAGACUAG
Alternaria ethzedia is the source of this 738-nucleotide messenger RNA. RefSeq lists its product as uncharacterized. Bases 1 to 738 code for a protein of 245 amino acids. NCBI's taxonomy places the organism in Eukaryota, Fungi, Ascomycota, Dothideomycetes, Pleosporales, Pleosporaceae. The transcript has 2 exons. The record is from RefSeq and is a predicted model, not a curated record. Gene Ontology annotation, molecular function: phosphatidylcholine lysophospholipase A1 activity.